Messenger RNA from Musa acuminata AAA Group (dessert banana), 1255 nucleotides. Its product is annotated as alpha carbonic anhydrase 7. The record is from RefSeq and is a predicted model, not a curated record. Gene Ontology annotation, molecular function: carbonate dehydratase activity; zinc ion binding. The transcript is spliced from 7 exons. Bases 60 to 890 code for a protein of 276 amino acids. Gene Ontology annotation, biological process: one-carbon metabolic process. Lineage: Eukaryota; Viridiplantae; Streptophyta; Magnoliopsida; Zingiberales; Musaceae.
AUAAGAAGAAGCGCACUGCGAUCACAUAACCUGCACCGAUUCCUCCCGUAUCUCCGAGCAUGAGGAACUCCAGAAUUCCAUUCCAAUGGCUGCGUGCUUCACUAGCCCUCCUCGUCGUCUUCCAAUCACAUGUCAUGGCAACGGAAGCAAGUGGUGUUGGAGCUGAUUGGGAGUACAGCUACGAUCCAUGUAGCGAGCUCGGACCUCAACACUGGGGAGACCUUCAUGAAGAAUGGGAGACGUGCAAAACUGGAGAACAACAAUCACCCAUUUCGAUUAAACCAAGCAAUAUCAUCGUCAGCCCAUCACUGUGGAGAUUGAGAACGGAUUACGACACCAGACCUGCUUUCUUGCAGAACAAGGGGCAUGAGAUCCUGGUGAAUUGGACGGAGUCGCCAGGAGAUCUUAUGAUCGGCGAGAAGACAUACCAUCUCCGGCAGUGCCACUGGCACUCACCGUCGGAGCAUGAACUCUAUGGCAAAAGGUAUCCCUUGGAGUUGCACAUGGUGCACACUACUCCGGAGGGAGAAAUAGCAGUCAUUGGCAUGUUGUACGAGUUUGAUCAGUUUGCCGAUCCCCUCUUGAACCAGUUGUCGGAGGGCCUAAUAGCUCUCCAGACUCAGGACAACGUGUAUGUGGGGACUAUCCCCCCACCUCUUAUAGGUGAGAGAGAACCAUACUUCAGGUACAGUGGCUCUUUGACAACCCCACCUUGCGGUGAGCCUGUGACAUGGACGGUGAUGAAAGAGGUGAAGAGCGUAACGGAGAGUCAACUGGCGUCGCUGAGGAUUCCCGUGCAUGAUAAGGACAACGCUAGACCAGUUCAGCCCAUCAAUGGACGCAACGUGUACAUGUACAAGCCGCCGCACGAAGACCAUGUCAGCUCUUAAAGCGAAACUGCGGACGAGCAACGCCUACGACGCACACUUCCACGCCUACGCCUACGAAAUGGGGUUGCUAAUUUUACUACGUAUCUACCGGCCUGGAUAGAAGACGUUAACAAUUAAUUUAUAGUAAUUAUCUAGGUAUUUAUUAUGUUGUAAGUAGUUAUAGGUAUAUUUUAAAUAGUAACCUAUGAUCUAAAAAAGUAUAAGAUAGUUCCUAUACUUAACUCAUGGGUGAUAUGAUGGAGUGAGGUAGUUAUGAUUGGGUCAUAUAAAUAGGACCAUAGUUCAUAAAUCAAGAGUGUGAGUAAGCACUUAUGAAUAUCUUGUAAAUGUUCUUGUCUUACCUCUUAUUUAAAUACUACAACGGU